This is a messenger RNA of Tigriopus californicus, 581 nucleotides long. RefSeq lists its product as uncharacterized. The transcript has 2 exons. Bases 93 to 434 code for a protein of 113 amino acids. The record is from RefSeq and is a predicted model, not a curated record. Lineage: Eukaryota; Metazoa; Arthropoda; Copepoda; Harpacticoida; Harpacticidae.
CUGUUGACCGUUGUCAAUGGCAUUCACUCCAUACAUUGCGGUACGCUGACAGCCACUUGAGGUACAGAAAGUAAAGACAGCCUCGAUUCAAGAUGGCGUUCAGAAGUGGUUGGAUCUUGGGUCUGUUCCUCCUGCUUGUGGUAAUAGCUACUUCGGUUCAAGCUCAGCUCAGUCAGUUCCUAUUUUCUGCAUCAAUGGACAUUUGGCAACCGGACGAGGCCUCACAUGCUAUUAUUCCGCUAAGAACGGACAUGCUGUACCAUGAAUGCGCCAACUAUUGCACGAUUCGGGGAGAAGGAUUCGCGGCUGGUGAACAAUGUGGAGCGUUCUUCUUGAAAGGUUCCGAUUGUCAUUUGGUGAAGGAGAGUGACCGGGACCUCACGGUUCCUCAAACCGGAUAUCACUACUAUAGCAAAGCUGAUUUGCUGACUUAACAUUUGAGCCGACCAAAUACUCGUACACAAAUAUCGAGAUUUUGUAGAAAGCUACUCUUCUUCUCUCAGAGGCCUUUCAUUUUUGUUUGCCAUACGCACCAAUUCGGCAACUAAAAGUGGACAAUGAAUAAAACAUUUGAUUUUGUG